Messenger RNA from Lactuca saligna, 423 nucleotides. The record is from the annotation of a GenBank genome assembly. Lineage: Eukaryota; Viridiplantae; Streptophyta; Magnoliopsida; Asterales; Asteraceae.
AUGAAUACCUCUAAAGAAUCAAUCGAGUCAAAGAUCAAGGAGUUUAACAAUUUGUUUUCUAAAGAGGUUAAGAAACUUGAUAUGUUUUAUAAAGGUACUAAAGAUAAGGUUGAAGUGCUUUUGGGUGCAACACAAACUAUUAUUGAAGAUGUGUAUUCUUUCAACAAGGAUUAUGCUGGUGUGUUAAGAGAAAAGAAAGAAGCUGAUAGUCAGGUGUUUUCCAAGAUUGAACAUUCUCUUACUAGAUUUCAGGAGUCUUUAUCAAAGUUUGAUUUUACAUCAAAAGAUUUGAUUUUCCAUGAUCAAAUAUCUUCAAUGGUUUCCUCUGUGGAGUCAUGGUUCAAGAUAGGCCUUUCACGUAUUUUGGACUUAGUCCUUUGUUUACUAACCAAUGCUCCACGUCCAGUUACAAACAUCUCAUAA